UAGCGAGCGCAGUUACAGCGGGUCUCCUGCCGCCAAAGCCUCAAGAACCCCAGAUUUCAGCUCCCCAAGCCUGGAAGCCCUCCAGUUCUUCGUGGCCCCCAACAGCUCCGGAACCCCAGCCGCUGCAACUCUCCGCGUCCGAGAUCCAGCACCCCGCAGUCUGCGCUCGCACCAUGCAGCUAAAGUGUCCCUGUUUUGCGUCCUUGGGGACCAGGCAGCCUGUUUGGAAGAAGCUCCAUCUUUCUAGCGGGUUCCUUUCUGGUCUUGGUCUGUUCUUGGUGCUGUUUAGCAGCCUCCGUGCCGAGACUGAAGUUAAGGAAAUCCAUGCAAUGGUGGGCAGCGAUGUGGAGCUCGGAUGCAUUGACCCCCACAAACGCCAUUUCAACUUGAGUGGUCUGUAUGUCUAUUGGCAAAUCGAAAACCUAAAAGCUGCAGUGACUUACUACCUGCCUUACAAGUCUCCAGGGAUCGAUGUGAACAGUUCCUACAAGAACAGAGGCCAUCUGUCCCUGGACUGCAUGAAGCAGGGUGACUUUUCUCUGUACCUGAAGAAUGUCACCCCUCAGGAUACCCAGGAGUUCACAUGCCGGGUAUUUAUGAAUACAGCCACAGAGUUAGUCAAGAUCUUGGAAGAGGUGGUCAGGCUACGUGUGGCAGCGAACUUCAGUACACCUGUCAUCAGCACCUCUGGUAGUUCUGACCCUGGCCAGGAACUUACCUACACCUGCAUGUCCAAGAAUGGCUACCCAAAGCCCAACCUGUAUUGGAUCAACACAACGGACAAUAGCCUAAUAGACACCGCCCUGCAGAAUAACACUGUCUACUUGAACGAGUGGGGCCUGUAUGAUGUAAUCAGCACAUUAAGGCUACCUUGGACAUCUGGUAGGGAUGUUCUCUGCUGCGUAGAGAAUGUGGCUCUCCACCAGAACAUCACCAGCAUCAGCCAGGCAGAAAGUUUCACUGGAAACAUGAACACAACGAACCCACAGGAAACCCACAACAAGGGGAUAAAAGUCCUUUUGGCUGUCCUUGCUGUACUACUGGUGGCAGUGGCUGUAGUUUCCUUUAUCAAGUACAGACACAGGCAUCCCCACCGAAGCUAUACAGGACCCAGGACUGUAGAGCUUGAACUCACAGAUGAGUCUGCCUGCAGGGAGAAGCCAGUUGGCUGAGCUGUCAUGGCCUUUCACACCUUCAGUUGGUAGUUUUCCAUACCUGAGGAUCCCCGAGAUGCAGAAACCCUGUCCUGUGGUGGAAACUUCUGGACCCUGUAUAGCAGACAGCCUGUCGUAGGUCCCUGUGCCCCUCCUGCCUCUACUCUGCAGGACCCCGUAGACUCUGGCAGCCCAGAGUCCCCUUGGUGGAAGUGUAUACUCUAUAGUUUCAAGAACAGUUGCAGGUGGAUUCCGUAGUCUCCAGAGGUGUGGAUUCAUAUCUCGAUCAUCCGCAGAGGUAUUGGUUGACCACCGGGAGAUAUCCCUCGCUUUAAGUAUUAUUACUACCUCAAAGUGACUGUGCCUUCCCAAACCCGGCUUUUCCACGUUAGAGAUGGUAGUACGUCUGGUCCCCUUGGUGCAGUGGGGCCUGUUUGCUGAUACCCGCUGCCCCACUCCAGUGAACAAGCUAGUGUCAGGCCACUUUGGAGCCUGAGUUCUGGGCCACCUGGUCCUAACCCAGUCAUGUGACUGCAAUAGCCAGCUGCUUCUAGAUUUUAGUCCCUUUUCCUUCACCAGUCUGAGUCCCGGGAAGAAUCAUUUCAUUGUCUCCAAAAUUAAAACACUGAGCAUGGUUCGGUGACAUGAGCUUGCCUGGCAGGCAUGAGGCGGCAGGGCCUGUCUUCACCUUCUUCUCUCUUCCAAGAUCACGCCUGACAGGACUCUGCCCAGGAUCUAGACAGGGUUUCUGUGAGUUGCCACCAAGUGGAUGUCAGACACAGCUUCAGAGUAGACUCCUCACAGGCCUGGUGACAGAGGACAAUGAGCUGUCUGCUUAUGGUCUGUGAUGGAGGCCAGGAAUCCCUGGCUUUACAAGGGACAGAGACUUGAUCCCAGAAACCCCGAGGGAGAUCUCUCCAGUGGGCAGCAGCAACAUCAUCGGAAUAUGGAGCCUCCAGUGAGCUGUCGGCACAGAGAGGAGCAGCUCAUGAGCAGUUCCUUCCCUGGCAUGUGACUACUCAGUCCCAGGAGCUUUAUAAAAGAGCAUUUGAGCCACUCUGAAAGCCCUACAGAGUCUACUGGAGACUUUCCCUGCAGGACCUUCAGUGGGGGAGGAAGCCUGACUUUAUUUAGGUCUCAAGCUACUUGGGCCUCCUAGAGGAUAUGUGAGAUUUUGUCUACAGCAAAACUGUUGCUGGCUGAUAAGGGUUGGGCUCAGAGGUUUGGGGCACUCGGCUUCACAACAUCAAUGGGACACGCCUCAAAGCAAAAUAUGUCCCAUGUGCCACAUACGGGUGCUUCUCCCUCAUCACUGACUGAACAGAAAACAGGAGGACAGCUCCACCCAGUCUCAGCAGCCCAUGAAGACCUCAUCUCCGGCCUCCUGGGUCUCCACGUUGCUGGCCAGAGUCAAGCUAGCUCUUUUGUUUCAAGAUGGUUCUGCAAAGUUGGCUGCCUGGAAACCUAGGGAUGUAUGUGCAAACUCCAGGCUGAUGCAGCAAGGGGCACGGACUCCCCGAUGGAACACAGCAUCUGACCCUAGUUGAGGGCAAGCACCUUCCCACGCAGAGGCCUGGAAAUUCUGGCCCGUCAGGGCCUGUCUGCUGUGUGGCUGGGGCUCAGUGCUGAUGGAUGUGUGAGAACUCGGGAAUGAGGAGUGAGGACCCUGGGCUCAGGCUCAAGGGGACCAGGACUAGGAAGACCUGUCCAAUUUUUUUUUUUUAUGCCCACAUGGACUUUUUAUUCUUCACACUGACUUAUUCAAUGAGUGUAGAGAGAGAACCACUUAAGUUCUUCCCACAAACAAAGCAUUACUUACCUGUAGAAUAGCAACUGUUGUAACGGGUCUUGAGUUGGCAGCUACGGCAAACAAGCACAAGGAGCAGUUGAGGUGCAAGAAGAUGGGGUCCAGUGCCCCCAAGGACAGACGUUUGGGAAUUAGUGGUCUCCCCGAGGCCCAUAGUUCCCCAGGAACUCAGGUGGGUCUGUGGCAGCCCAGUAGGGAUAUCCCUCUUUAACUUUCCUUGUCAGAGGUAGUUUAUGGUCAGAAAGAGGUCAACUCAGCAAGCCAGCCUUGGGGCACCAGACACACUGCCCCCUCCACCCCACCCCUGCUUAUGUAGGCACUGGGAACCCUUCACAGGCCACUGGCUGUACAGUCACCAUCACCUGCUGAUUCCAGCAGCCCCCCACCUUCCUGUGGACUCCUGGGAGCAUCCCCCCUCACCCCUCACUGCCCCCCCAGCACAUCAGCAUUCAUUAGACUUGCCCUGUAACCUCUGACUCCUCCUUUAUCUGGGUUGUAGAUGGGGCA
This is a messenger RNA of Mus pahari (shrew mouse), 3468 nucleotides long. RefSeq names its product inducible T cell costimulator ligand (gene Icoslg). The record is from RefSeq and is a predicted model, not a curated record. Lineage: Eukaryota; Metazoa; Chordata; Mammalia; Rodentia; Muridae. The transcript has 6 exons. Bases 174 to 1172 code for a protein of 332 amino acids.